Molecule: messenger RNA, 732 nt
Organism: Elephantulus edwardii (Cape elephant shrew)
Lineage: Eukaryota; Metazoa; Chordata; Mammalia; Macroscelidea; Macroscelididae
Gene: TSPAN4
Product: tetraspanin 4
Exons: 7
Coding region: 14-730 (238 amino acids)
Cellular component (GO): membrane
Source: RefSeq, a predicted model, not a curated record
GAAGCGGUGCAGCAUGGCGCGCGGCUGCCUCCAGUGCGUCAAGUACCUCAUGUUCGCCUUCAACCUGCUCUUCUGGCUGGGGGGCUGUGGCGUCCUAGGUGUUGGCAUCUGGCUGGCCGCCACGCAGGGGAACUUCGCGACCCUCUCCUCCUCUUUCCCGUCACUGUCGGCUGCCAACCUGCUCAUUGUGACGGGCUCACUGGUCAUGGCCAUUGGCUUCGUGGGCUGCAUCGGGGCCAUCAAGGAGCACAAGUGCCUGCUGCUCACAUUCUUUGUGAUGCUUCUGUUCGUGUUCCUGCUGGAGGCCACCAUCUCUAUCCUCUUCUUCGUCUACACAGACAAGAUCGACAGGUAUGCCCAGCGCGACCUCAAGAAGGGCCUGCACCUGUAUGGCACACAGGGCAAUGUGGGACUUACCAAUGCCUGGAGCAUCAUCCAGACAGACUUCCGCUGCUGCGGUGUCUCAAACUACACCGACUGGUUCGAAGUCUACAACGCCACGCGGGUGCCUGACUCAUGCUGCUUGGAGUUCACCGAGAGCUGCGGCCUGCAUGCACCCGGGACCUGGUGGAAGGCGCCCUGCUACGAGACAGUGAAGGUUUGGCUGCAGGAGAACCUGCUGGCUGUGGGAGUCUUUGGGCUGUGCACGGCCCUGGUGCAGAUCCUGGGUCUGACCUUCGCCAUGACCAUGUACUGUCAGGUGGCCAAGGCUGACACCUACUGUGCAUAGCC